AUGUAUGUAGUUAAUGAUUUCCAAGUUUCCAAUUAUAGUAAAUGUGGUCAGGGAUUUAUGGUGGACAAUACAAAGUAUAACUUCAACGUUGGUGAUCUUAUGACUAUGAGCAACGACAUAUCUUUCCCAGUGGUUCUUGAAUGGUUUGUUGGCAAUAGUUUUUGUAACAACGCAAAAAUGGACAAUGAAACCAACAUGUGCAAAGGGAAAAGCGUAUGCCAAGAUGCAGAAAGGAAACCCGGUCAUCCUGCGUAUCGCUGCACAUGUUCUGAUGCAUAUGGUGGAAACCCGUAUGUUAACGAUGGAUGUCAAGGUAAAGCUAUGGCAGCGAUUUUUGGCGUUGCAGGAGCAACUAUAGUUAUCACUUUGACAUAUUGUGGAAUAAAGAAAUGGAAAAUAAUCAAGGAUAGAGAGUACUUUUUCAAACAAAAUGGUGGAAUUAUGCUACAAAAAUUGUUAUUUGCAAGGAAAGAUCGUGUUAACCGUUAUGCGCUAAUAUUUAACAAUGAAGAGUUGAAAAAAGCUACCGACAACUUCAGUAAGACCAACAUUAUAGGCCAGGGAGGUUAUGGUGUUGUCUACAAAGGAAUCUUAGCGAACAAGACGAGCGUAGUCAUCAAGAAGUCUAAAGUUAUUGACCAAAGUCAAAUAAAUCAGUUCGUGAAUGAGGUGAUCAUUUUAUCAAAUAUCAAUCAUCCAAACAUCGUAAAACUCAUUGGUUGUUGCUUAGAGACACACGUUCCGUUGCUUGUUUAUGAAUACAUAAUCAAUAACACCUUAUGCCACCACAUACACAAGGAAGCGAUGAUGUCCUUGGAAACACGGUUAAAGAUAGCUACAGAAACUGCAAAAGCUCUUUCUUAUAUGCACACGACCACACAAAUAAUCCAUAGAGAUGUCAAGCCCUCAAACAUACUACUAAAUGAUGAAUUCUCUGCCAAAGUUUUGGAUUUUGGAAUUUCAAGAUUUGUCCCUCCUGGUCAAAGCCAUCUAUCAACAUAUGUAGAAGGAACUAUAGGCUAUGUGGAUCCUGAGUACUUUUGUACGGGCAAACUGAAUGAGAAGAGUGAUGUUUAUAGUUUUGGAGUUGUUCUUGUAGAGCUACUUACUGGAAAAAAAAUUCAUUCCUUAGAGAUUUCAUUAAAUAUAUUUAGGGGAGCUGCGGCAUAUCUUACUUCGUUGUUGGAACGAAACGCAUUGUUUAAAGUUCUUGAUAAACAGCUUAAGAGUGAGGUGUAUGCUGAGGUGGUGAAAGGUAUUGCUAAAAUAGCAAUUAACUGCCUUGAUCUUGAAGGGAAUAACAGACCUACAAUAAAAAAAGUACUAACAGAGUUGGAACACCUAAGAUGUGUGUUGUCAUCGAUUAACGCCAAAGGCCAUAUAUCCUGCAGUUGA
Erigeron canadensis is the source of this 1395-nucleotide messenger RNA. RefSeq names its product wall-associated receptor kinase 3-like. Gene Ontology annotation, cellular component: plasma membrane. The coding region runs from base 1 to 1395 and encodes 464 amino acids. Gene Ontology annotation, biological process: protein phosphorylation; cell surface receptor signaling pathway. The transcript has 2 exons. Gene Ontology annotation, molecular function: protein serine/threonine kinase activity; ATP binding. The record is from RefSeq and is a predicted model, not a curated record. Lineage: Eukaryota; Viridiplantae; Streptophyta; Magnoliopsida; Asterales; Asteraceae.